Messenger RNA from Lipotes vexillifer (Yangtze River dolphin), 1125 nucleotides. It is a transcript of the gene DIPK1C, whose product is annotated as divergent protein kinase domain 1C. The annotation marks the transcript as partial. NCBI's taxonomy places the organism in Eukaryota, Metazoa, Chordata, Mammalia, Artiodactyla, Lipotidae. The transcript is spliced from 4 exons. The record is from RefSeq and is a predicted model, not a curated record.
GCCGCGCUGCUGCUCCGCGCGCACCCGGGCGUCCUCUCCGAGCGCUGCACCGACGAGAAGAGCCGGCGCAUCCUGGCCGCGCUGUGCCAGGACUACCGUGGCGGCGCACUCGGGGGAGACCUGUGCGAGGACCUGUGCGUGGCAGGGCAGCUACGGUACCGGCGCUGCCUGUACUACGAACGGGGCAAGAAGGUGCUGCAGGCUGACUGGCGCGGCCGGCCCGUGGUCCUUAAGUCCAAGGAGGAAGCCUUCUCCAGCUUCCCGCCGCUCGGCCUCCUGGAAGGCCAGCCCGAGGCCGGCGGCCAGGGCUUCCCGGAGGCAGAGCUCCUCCUGCUGGCGGCCGGGGAGGUCAAGAGCGCGUUGGGCCUGGAGCUGGCCGAGGGCGGCCUGGGGCGGCUGGGCCUGGGGCGGCGGGGGCCCCGGCUGCGGGGUCAGCUGGCCAGCCUGUGGGCGCUGCUGCAGCAGGAGGAGUUCGUCCUGCUCAGCCUGCUGCGGGGCCGCAGCCCGCACGCGCCGCCCGUGCUGGGCUCCUGCGGCCACUUCUACGCCGUGGAGCACCUGGCCGCGGGCAGCCCCCGCCUCCGAGCCCUCUUCCCCCUGGACGGCGCGGCCCGCGGAGGCCGGGCCCAGGCGCGCGCGCUCAGCGGCGUGGCGCUCAGCUUCCUGGACAUGGUCCGCCACUUUGAGCACGACUUCUCGCACCGCCUGCACCUCUGCGACGUCAAGCCCGAGAACUUUGCCAUCAGGAGCGACUUCACGGUGGUGGCUAUUGACGUGGACAUGGCCUUUUUUGAACCUAAAAUGAGGGAAAUUCUUGAGCAGAACUGCACGGGAGAUGAAGACUGCAAUUUCUUUGACUGUUUUUCAAAGUGUGAUUUGCGAGUGCACAGGUGUGGAGCCCAGAGAACCAACAGCAACCUGCAGGUCGUCUGCGACAAGAUCCUCCGCCACUGGUUCUCCUCGCCCCGCGGCAGCCCCGCCGUCUCGGCCCCGCUGCGGCGGCAGCUGCGAGCGGCGGUGCUCGAGUGCGCGGCCCCGGGGGCUCAGGGCGCGGCGCCCCGCGUGCUCGCGAAGCUGCGGCGCCUCCUCCAGGCCGCGCUGCGGGAGCUGCGGGAGGACGAGUAG